This is a messenger RNA of Saccoglossus kowalevskii, 504 nucleotides long. RefSeq names its product interleukin 17-like protein. The record is from RefSeq and is a predicted model, not a curated record. Gene Ontology annotation, cellular component: extracellular region. Gene Ontology annotation, molecular function: cytokine activity. Lineage: Eukaryota; Metazoa; Hemichordata; Enteropneusta; Harrimaniidae.
AUGAAGUUCGAUUUGACUAGAAACAUUUAUGUGGUGGCAUUUGGUGUGAUGUUUGUAGUGCUGAAUUCUGUUCAGGCAACACCUGCCUGUCAAGACCCAACUGAUGCCGAACUUCGCCAAAUGCUGAGCAUUUAUUCUCCUAACGGAAUUGGUUUCAUUGCAACAAGCGGUGCGUACGAUUCACCAGCCGACACUUCCUGUCCACUGACGUACAGCAAUGGAGCUUCGUUAUCAACACGGUCCACUUGCCCCUUCUAUCACUUACACAACACCGACACACUGCGAUACCCUCCAACAAUGCUGGACGUCAAGUGUUAUGAUUGUGACAAAUGCAUCUCAGAUUUGAGUCCAAGUUAUCAACAUCCAAAAUGGAAAUGCGAACGUGUUAUGCAGAGUGUAUGGGUUUUACAAAAAACGGAAGUGUGUAUCAACGGUGUAUACCAGUAUAAUGCAGUGCAGACUAACGUUGCUGUGUCUUGUGCUUGUGGCAGGAAACGUAUUUGA